This is a messenger RNA of Lethenteron reissneri (Far Eastern brook lamprey), 10743 nucleotides long. RefSeq names its product nuclear receptor subfamily 1 group D member 1-like. Lineage: Eukaryota; Metazoa; Chordata; Hyperoartia; Petromyzontiformes; Petromyzontidae. The record is from RefSeq and is a predicted model, not a curated record. Gene Ontology annotation, biological process: negative regulation of transcription by RNA polymerase II; positive regulation of transcription by RNA polymerase II; cell differentiation. Gene Ontology annotation, molecular function: RNA polymerase II cis-regulatory region sequence-specific DNA binding; nuclear receptor activity; zinc ion binding.
UUUCGCUCAGGACAAAUUUCGAUUGCUCGAUGGAGACACGAUCCCUGGUGCUGCUCGCCGGAGAGUAAACAAAACUAAACUUUGUUUUUUUAUUUUACCAGGUAAUGCCCACUGAGCUAUGUAGCUCUUUUUGCAGAAGCGAACUGCUCACAAAGUCACAAAUGAUAGCUCGACGGAGUGGCUUAUCGCGUGGAAUGUUUUUCAUCGCAGCCAAAUACUCUAAACGCGCGUUGUUUCUAAAUGUGAAGGGGAAAACAGGAGGACCCGGAGAAAAAUGGUGACCACGGGGGGAAAACGCAAACUCCGAAUAUACAGGCGUCAGGGUCGGGGUCGAACCUACGCCUCCCUUGUAUACCAGGCAGCGAGGUACUUCACAUCUCGCCACCGUGGCGAGAUGUGAAGCCACCGGAGCCGCUGGUGCCACCGCUGUCAAUGUCCCGUUCAUCUCGGCGUCUGUCUCCCACAGGCGUGAUCGUGUUCGCCCGCUCGGCAUCGCGCAGCCCGGACUGGCCGAGCGGAGCGCAGCCUCGCUCACCCUCGUCGCUCCGGCGCUGCCCGAGCGCGGACUCCCUGCCGCUGCCCGCCCUGGGAGCCGCCGCCGUCGCCGCUACCACCACCACCGCUCUCUUCCCCGGCCACGGCGCCGGCCUCUCCCAGUUGCCGCCCCCACGGUGCCACCCACGGAAGGAAGGCCCCACCCGGCAUCCAUCCUCGCCCAGCCGGCCCAACCACGACAGCAAGAAUACGCCCAAGCUCAGCACCAUGGUUCUCUACUGCAAAGUGUGCGGCGACAUCGCCUCGGGGCUGCACUACGGCGUGCACGCCUGCGAGGGCUGCAAGGGGUUCUUCCGCCGCAGCAUCCAACAGAGCGUGCAGUACAAGCGUUGCCUGCGCAGCGAGAGCUGCCCCAUCGCCCGCACGAGCCGCAACCGCUGCCAGUACUGCCGCUUCAAGAAGUGCCUGGAGGUCGGCAUGUCCAAGGACGCCGUGCGGUACGGCCGCACGCCCAAGCGGGAGAAGGAGCGGCUUCUCGCCGAGAUGCGCAGCCUGGGCCUCGUCUCCGAGGUGCCGCCGGCCGAGCCCGACCUCCCCCCGGGUGGCGCCAGCCGCCCCGCGUCAUCGUCGCCGCUCGCCACCGCCGGCCACCCGUUGGCCUCCCGUGGCCCCCCCGGGGGCCCCGCCAGCCCCGAGCUGGGACGGCCGCCCGAGGGCCUGCGACCGUUCGCGAGCUUCUGCGAGAUGAGCACGGACUGCGAGAGCGACGGCCGCGCCAGCUGCCGCAGCUACGGGGAGUGGUCGGACCCGGGCUCGGGCGACGGUGCCUACGAUUCGCCGAGGGGCUGCGGCGGCGGCUGCGGUGGAGCGGCGUCCGCGGGGGACGAUAUCGGCGCGCUCUCCGGAUUCUGUCCGGUUCCGCACCUUCGGCCAAACGUCCUGGCGUGCCCCCUCAACUCGAACCCGCUGGGGCUGCACGAGGGGGGCCCCCAUGCGGCCUGGGAGGCUUUCUCCCGCUGCUUCACGCUGGCCGUUCGUGAGGUCAUCGAGUUCGCGCGCGGGGUCCACGGCUUCCAGAGCCUCUCCCGCCACGACCAGGUCGCCCUGCUCAAGUCCGGCACGUUCGAGGUGCUGAUGGUGCGCUUCGCGUGGCUGUUCGACUCCCGCGAGCGCUGCCUCACCUUCCUGGGGGGCCGGCGGUUCGGCGAGGACGAGCUGAGCGCCAUGGGCAUGGGCGAGCUGCUGGUGGCGAUGUUCGACUUCAGCGAGAAGCUCGAGUCGCUGCGCCUCUCCCCCGAGGAGCUGGGCUUCCUCAUGGCCGUCACGCUCGUCUCCGCAGAUCGGGCGGGCGUGGAGGACGCCCGUGCCGUGAGGCGGCUACACGAGGCGCUGACGCGGGGACUGGGCGCCCUGCUGGCGCGCAACCACGGCAACGACCCCACGCUGCUGUCCCGCACGCUGCUUCGCCUGUCGGACCUGCGCGCCCUCAACGGCAUGCACUCGCGCAAGCUGCUCAGCUUUCGCGUCGACCUGUAGGCGCCCUCGGCCCCGCCGCCACCGCCGCUGCGCACCAGCCAUGCCGUCGCCAUGGCGCCGACGGCCACUGGCGCCGCGUCCGGUGGGGACGGCACCCGCACGCUCCGAGAGGGCCGCCCUGGUGGUUCUGGGUCCCGACCGCACAGCUGCCCAGGUGCUCUCCCGCGGCGCCUGUGAACCGGAGCUUUUAAUAGAAGGGCACGCGACUCCGAUGGCCAUCCCUUACGCAUCGCGAGGCGGUCCCAACACAAGGAAAUGCGAACAGUCCGCGUUGGGUCGAGGCCCUCGGUGAAGGCCACGGGCUCGGUGGCGCGUGUGCGGUGCACGCGCGCGCGAGCCACUAGGCCAAGAGGAUGCCGCCAGGGAGGCCGCUCUCCAUUCAGCACCCGCCCCGGAGACGCUUGGGGAGGACAUCAUCGCUAAAAGGGCCUUUUCCGGGAUGCUUUUCUUCACAUAGUCGUUCAUCUGUGGCGCUCGGGUGGCGGGGGGAAGUCGAGUUUGUGCAACCGACUCGCCGCUCGCAGGCUCUGGGGUCGCAGCCGGGCCGGGUGGCGCAGUGUCUGGUUCCACCGCUGUGCGCGCACAAAGCCACCCCCGUUGAAGGUUCACUCAGAAUGGCGCAGCGAAGCCUCAGAAUCAUCGCUGCCGGGCUUGCCGAGUGGCCCUGUGGUGUGUUUUCUUUUUUUUACCGAAACAAAUAAAAAUAUAUAUAUCUACAGGAGCAGCUGCACGCAGGCAAGAGCAAGAGCAUCGUCUCGUCAUGUUUUCCAGUGACCCCCCUGAUGCUGCUCGUCGUCGUUAUGCUUUGCAGGAGGAGAUUGUUUUCUCCGCAUCAUUAUGGGACAAGUAGUUUGCCAUCACAGGACGCUCGCGGUGAACCGCGCAUCGAGGAAAGUGACGCCUCGACGGAGAUUUGUACAACAAACAAUAUUUCUCAGCCUGGCAUUGAGUGGCGAGCAGAUGUUGCGAGUGGGAUGCCUGUUCCCGACAGGAAUAGACGGAGCGCAACACGGUGAUGAGGCUCGCCGGUGACAGCAUCAUCUUUCUGAAAAAUGGAAAUGGCGCGGCACAGCGGACCGUCAAAUUACAACUCGGCACUCGGCUCGUCACUGCGCUCGGCAUAACGUUACACUUUUCCCUCUUUGCUUAGAUUAUUCUUGAAGUGCAACAAAACAGCCUCGGGCGUUGGGGAUCAAGAGAGGAGGAAUUGAUCAGUUAGCCGCUCCUACAAUGAUUGGACGAAUAAAUUCAAUAUCGGGCAGCUAUUGAGCGUGGACAGCGAAGCACUUUGGAAGUGACCUUGGCUCGCAUGCCCUGAGCACUGGGAAUCCCUACGAUUAACUUGCAGUCAAAGUGGAUAAACGUUCAUUCGUGGGUUGUGCUCUGUCCUGACGUGUGGAAGCGGCACUCUUGCCGUUUUCAGCAUGCACUGGAGUCCCAUAAUGCACCGGGACUGCAUUGUUUUGACGUUGCAUUUAUUUAUCAUCUCGUGUGCCACCUCUCAUAAUAAAGCCCAGGCAACGCUUUUUUUUAUCAUUCCUGACAGCAUGUUCUUUCUCAAAAGAGAAGACAGAUUCUGUGGAAUGCAGAGCUGUUAACAUUAUGCAGGAUCUUGGAGAGAGUGCUGUGUUUUUCGCACCUGUUAAACCCAUCAUGAAUAGUAAUUAGCACGGUUGGCUAUGCACGGUGCGAAAUAAGUUCAACGUGGUACAUUAUUUGACAGCUCAUCACUACGCUAGAAAAAGGGGGUUGCAAGCAAGGUUGCUGGUUUGCAAUUGCAUCUCGGCAAUGCUGAGUGAUCCCGUAGGAUUGAUAUUCAACUGUCGCUCCCCCAUGUCCCUUCAGCUUCAAUGCCGUCAAUGCAUUGCGAGGCGGCGGUGGCGCACGCCUGCAAUCCAACACCGUCGAGGCGAGGGUCGGUGCACCGCACAAAACGUUGCGAAGCCUCUUUCAGGUUGGGCAUCGAGGAGCCAUACUGUCACUUGCCAGGAAAAGGCAGCGCAGCAAAUGUGGACCUCACCGGAUGCGUCCAUAUUGUUGACCCAUAGCACGGGCGGGGGUACUUGGGGUGCCCCCGGUUUCCACCCACGUAUAAACUCUCAUUAAUUGGCUGAUAACACCUUAACCCUUUGCCAUUCCGAGACGUCUGCAAGUUGCAGGGUGGGUCCUGUGCACCGCUGAUUCUCGGAACGCGCAAGCGGUUCAGCGUGAAUUUUAUUUGGAGAGGCGUAGUAGUUCCGUUCUUUUUAAAGAAGUUGUACUCACCAUAGAGAACUGUAGCGACACGACCGCACUCUACGAUAGCUGGCGCCAAACUACCACACGCUCUCCUGCAUGGCCUUUUGGAUAACGUAGGUGAACAACAAAACAGCCUUUGAGCGUUAGAGAUUAAGAGAGGAGUAAUUGAACAAUAUCAGCUGCUACUAAAAUGAUUGAUGAAUAAAUUCAUGGCCUUGUGGGAGAAAGUAUGGCAGAAAAACUCCUCAACAAUUUCAGCCAAUUAAUCAGCCUUUAUAUAUGGGAGGAAACCGUGUACGUCAUGGGAACGGAACUGGAAGAAAAACUGAUUACGUACAUGUACGUCAUCGGAAUGGGAAAGGGUUAAUAUUUAGAGGACCGCAGAGAUUGGGCAAUUGGUGGCGCCCACUUGUCUGUAGUUCGGCGCGUCUCUCCGAGAGUGGGUGGAUACUGUGGCUGUUAGAAGUCGAAAGCGGGAGUUAUAUCAUCGUCCUUGGUAAGAGGAUGUUGUUGCAAAGUGAAAUGCAGUAUCGUACAAAGAAUCCUCUCAUGUAAAGUAAUGUUAUAUUUAUACUCUGUCGACGUUGAACCCUACGUUAUUGGCGAGAGGAGCGACUGAAGGAAAGCUUCGUCAUGUUCAGCAGCGAAGCUGAUUGGUGCUUGUUCCGGGUUGCAAAUGUUGGACCAAUAGGAGACCUUUGGCCCUUUUCCACGGGCACAUCCAAACCACGCCAGCGCAAGCGCCCUUGCGGAUUGCGAGUUUUCCCACUGGUUAUUUGUGCGAGCGGAGACGGAACCGACCCGUGUAACUCUUGGUCUCACAAGGCAUCUGAAUUUGGCUCGGGGGGGGAGGGGGGCCAAGCGCGGGCCAGGGGCGAGGUUCCGCAGUAGCAACACAACCUGGUGCCUGCCGAAGCCGGGCCGGGCCAGCGCGGCUCGCUUGUACAAUGGAAAAGAGGUAUUUAAGUCCACCACGGAGGUUUGCAGACCUGUGCGUUUUAUUGCAGUAGUUGAGCGGCGAGUUUGACUUGUUCUAUGACCGAUCGUGUGCCGCCUCGGCUGAAGCGUUGUGAGUGACAAUCUGCCGUUUUAAUUAGGGUCCGUGCUGAGGCACAAUGAAAUAUCUUCAUUUGCAAGUUGAUUUAGGAUGUCGGCUUUCUUUAAAAAGGUUUCUACCAUCCAACCGCUGCUGUCCACCAUUGUGCGGAUGGUUUGUAGCAAAGCACAGCUUGAGAUUCGACAUGCACAAGUUGUUACUUUUUCAUGAGAGUAAAAAAAAUAAGUGUUUAGCGGUCAUGAAACACAGCCGGGAAUGUUUAGUAUGGGGUGGCUGGGUGGUAGCAUCCACUUAAGGCUCCGCGAGCCCCAUUCGGUAGACAGCAGGGUCCCUGUGGUAAAUGUGUUUCACAGUAAGCACACUAUUACGGUUCUGUGAUGUACAAAUCAGCUCAGCUGGAGGAUUACAUAGCCAUUUGCCAUGCUUUGUACAGAAACGUUGUUUGACAUUUCCGGCGACAAAAGCCUCCUUUGUUAUGUGCCACAAUGGUGUUCGAUUUAAUGUACACGUGGAAGAUGCAAUUGCACUCAAAGAGCAGCAUUUCAAAGACUCUCUCUCAAAUUACACACGUGAAGCCGCAAUCCCAUUCGCUGGGUCGUCUUAAGGUCACCCGAAAUCGGAUGAUGAGAAAACUGACGGAUAAGAGCUUAACAUGGUUUUAUUUUUGGAAGUAAUAGAGGUGAAAUAUUACAAUACAAAGACAUGCAGUGACUAAUCUAAAAGAGCCGUCCAUCCUUUGCAAGGAUUAUUGAGGACACUUGCUGGCUUUUAUUAAUGUUUGAAUACUUGGCCCAAUGUUACACACAGUUUUCUUGGGGUUUCUUUUUUUCCUGCAUCACUAUUUAUUUGUAACAGUUUAUAUUUACACAUCGUGGUUGACAUUCGUAGGCAAGACCCAUUUGGCCUGGUUGGUAUGUGUGCGAAAGUCCUAUUCAGUCGGGAACAUGGAAAGUAUGCAUUUUUUAAUGUACGUAUAAGCACCGGGUUCUACAUGAUCGUUAACGAUGGCAAGAUUUACACUAAAUGGCUCACCGUGAUAAAGGUGAGUGUGUAGAAAUGAUCUUCACUCGAGUCCACCUUGACCGUUGAUGUUUUCAAGCCUGAUUCCGUGACAUAUCAGUAGCGUGUGACGUGUGAGGAGGCGUGUGUGGACUUGCCAUCUGGAUUCCCGGAGCUUGAGAUUCGUGGGAUCCUCGUGGUGAGUGCCCUGAAACGUUGUGAACGGGCCUCACUGAGGAUAUCGGGCAUUUGGCUGGUGAGCCGCUCCUGAAGUGGCGCUUCCCCACAAAUCAUUUGCCGGUUGAUACAGACUAUGAACUAUUCUACCAGACAAGGCCCACUAAACUAUAUUUCUCUUUUUCAGAAACGACCUGGCCACAAUCAAUAGCUCAACGAAGUGGAUUAUGGCAUGGAAAUGGAAACAAGCCAAAUACUGUAAACGCGUGAUGUUGAUUCUAAAUGUGGAGGGGAAAAACGAAGGACCCGGAGGAAAAUCCACACGACCUCGGGGAGAGAGAAACGCAAAUUCCAAAUAUACAGCAGGCGUGAUGGUUGCCACCUCUGAUUUGCGAAGAUUUUACAAAGAAUUAACAUGUGUGAUGGGAAUACAAAAUAUCUCACGAUGCCAGAAAAGAGAAACUGUAUGCAAAUGCAUCGUCCUGGGUGGUGUAUUAUUACACAACUGAUGUAAAAUGGUGCUUUUAAUGUCCAGGAAGGACUUGCAGAUUUACUAGGACAGCGGCGACCUCAAAAAGAGACAUCCUGGGGAAACCCCAAGACAGGUGGAACCCCCUGCGGCUUGAACGAUGUAGACAUUAAAGUUGGGGCCAUGUGUGAGAAACGCCCGAAAUUCAGGACCAGCUUAUUGGACAAGUUCCUGUCUUAGCAGACGGCAGAGGCAAUCCCUGUCUGCAGUUGAAGUUAAUCGCGUGUGCAAUGUUUCUGUGUUUCAUAACUUUAUUGCAACCUUCUAAUAUUGAACUGCAUCACAUGUCAAACGGAGGGACUUUGCUCCUCCUGUUUUAAAACACUGUUGCAUGUGACUGAGCUGUAAAAUUCAGCCUAUGUGUGUAUGUUGUGUGCACCUAUGAAUGUUGUCCUCCCGCCGCACCUCCAAUUAGCACGGUUGGCUACGUACGGUGUGAAAGAAGUUAAAAUACACAAAGUACAUCAAAUGAAUGAGGUUGAGAGGCCCGAUCUCAACCCUACCUUCUUGCCUGAGCAGCCUAGCAAGAGACCCCCGAGAGGCGAUCUAGACAAAGGAGAGGCGCCUGCUUGGCCUGUGAUGUAAAGUCAAAUAACUCGGCAUGCUGGAUCAGCAAAUGAGGCCCAAAAUAGGACAAUGUGAGACAAGUAACUAAGAUGAACUAUUACUUUUAUAAACGAAUGCAUUAUUCUUGUUCAAAAGUCUCCGCGCAUUGAUGCCCAUACACAAAAAAAAUUAACCCGUAAAAACAAAGUUUUUCACUAUAAAUCCUUUAUAUGUAAGAUCACCUCUUGACAUGCCCCGUAUAUUCCCGAGGGCACUAGCGUUGACCCGUUUUACCACUUUCAAGAACCUGGCGGCUUCAAUGUAACUGCUCUAUAAAUAGUCUCCACUGUACAGCGUGGGGGCAGGGAUUUCAUGCCAUGUGGUUAGUCAACAUUUGCGUCAUCAUGAAACGGGCGGCUACAGUCCUCUCGUCCUCUGGCUUGAGAUGACUGCCACCUAUGGGUCAGAUGAUUGUCUGCCACCAUUAAGCAAUUGGUAAUUAAAUAUUUUUAAAAAAUUCCCUAAACAGUGUAAAAUUUUGGAAAAAAAAUUUUCACGAAAAUUAAUUGUCACGCACAACGAGUCUGCGUGCAAAAUGUCAGCUCGAUUGGAUCACGGGAAGUGGGUUAAAAAACGACCGAAAGAUUUGCACGGUCGUAAGCAAGCAAGCAAGCACGCAAGCAAGUGAACUUAAUAUAAAGGAUUUAAAAAAGGUCAGCUGUUAAAACGUAAGCAUUGCCAUGAUGACCAUGUGAUCCCCCUCCAGCCAAUCGGCGUGCUCGGCGCCCUGUGUUGCCACAGCCUUGUGCAAAUUGCAGCCCCGUGUUAAACGGGGCAAAGUCAACGAUAACGUUGUACGAAACAACGUCAAUGUUUGACAAUUGCACCGUUUAACUUCAUGUAUGUGUGUUGAACUUAUUUCGCGAACCACACUCAGCAGAGGUGCGGGGGUAGGGCAACAAAUUAAACACAUAAGGCAGUUCUAAAGAAAGGAGUUGUCAAUAUAGAUGAUUUUAAAGUGCAUAGCCCCAGUGGCUUCUUAAUGUCAGAAGGAAGAGCAUUCGAGACGGCUGCAGAAGCGCAACUUUAGCUGAAGAACUUCUGCAGGUUCCACCGAGGGAAGCCAGACUUUGUUCUUUCUACAGUUAGUAGUAACCUUUACACAAAUUAGCCUAAGUUAGUAAUCCUAUUAACAUGGGAUUUAUUUUUAAACUUCCUCGGAUGGUGAACUUGCAUCUCUUUUUCAGCAUAAAGGCAGAGUGCUAGAAAGUUAAAGCGCCCAGGGAUUGGCGAAUCUAUGCUGAAAAGGUGGAAAUGUGGCUUAGUUGGUGGAAUGUACUGUUCAUAGAGAGUGCCCUUAAGCUAGCCUACAACAGAUGCACCUUACUGUUGGUCGGAUGAGUAAAAUAAUCUGGCACGGUGAGUGGUCGCCGAAUGGGUGAAGCCCCCGAUGGUUACGUGUGACUUUGUUGAAGUGCUCCGUUUGAAUGUGCCUCCCGAGAUGACGAAUGUAAGCCGAGGAGCGCGUCCCAUAAGCUUGAAGGCCAUUCGAUGCGAGACGCACAUCAUUUCCCUCGCGUGGACAAAAACCCGGUGGUGUGACGCGUGCAUUUCUCAGCUUUGGAACAGCACGACCGUGUGCGGGUGUGGAAUCUGCUGCACCUUGAGGGGUGUCGACUGCUGCCUAUCGGCAUCUACACAGGGCCGACUUAAUUCCCAACCUGGUGGACGUCUCUCGAUUGGGAAGCAUCGUGUGUUUACAACGACCAAAAUAAGUUGUGCGAUAUUCAUUUAGGCGGGCGUGCGUUUGUCUUUGGACUUUGGUCGGAACGUCGUGCGGGCCCCCGGAAGGAUGAUGUCGCAGUGGAGACGCGGCCAUGGCUGGCGCGAGAGCGCGUGCGUGGAUGAACCGCACGCGGUGGAGGGCAGCACGACACAGGGCAUCGCUCCGAGGCGCCGGACUGGUGACCUAUGGGUUGGAUUCACCCAGGAUAUUAGAACCGCGCUCAAGUGAACGUCGCUGGCCUCGCGCUACACACGAAAAAAGGUGCUCGCCACCACCGCAAAGCUUCAUGACAUCGUUGACACGUGGUGUUGCGUUCACAUUUUGGGCCAAGUUUGUGUACAAACUACGACCUUUAUGCAGGGAGAAAACAUUUUUAAAAAUCCAUUCUGAUAAAUGAGUUCAAAUUAUCACUGAUGUCAUAUCAGCAGCUCCGUGGUCGGUGUCUCACUGCGGUCACGCGUGUCAUCGUCGCUCGACUAAGCCCCACUUGGGCUACGUCACUUGGUGAGGCUUCGGUGGCCCAAUACGUUCCGUUGACGUCGUGCGAAAAGGGAUCCUGCGUGAACCCCCGCCUCGGCGUCGAUACUUUAAUCACUUUACUUUUGAGUGUAAGCAAAAUGCGCAUCGGAAGCAACGCACUUACUGCUGUACCUAUGCAAACGUUUGGUGAAGGAAGCGACAUCGGCAGGGCUGCAACGGCUUUGUAGAAAUGCUGUUAAGAGAAAAAGCUAGGGAUUUGCUUUGGAAAAAAUAGCACUGUAAUGAGUGGAACAUUAAAGUAAAAGUGUUGCCAUUGUACAAGGCGAAUGAGGUGUCUUCGUGAAAGAAUGUUACAGCGAAUAGUAGUUGUUCAAAUGAGCAAUGCCCAUGUUCAAACGUGUUGUUGGCAGAUGUUUCUGUGGAAUUUGUUUUAUAAUGAGGAAGUUCUACCAACUUUUUAUGCAACUAUUGCAGUUUUAAAAAAGUCGGAAAAUGUACAGAUUCUCCUGUAUUGCAAUUAUCACCUUUUUGCCAAAUAUUAUUCGUCUUUCUGCACCCAGCUUCUGGCUCCGUGUUCAAGUGGGGUCGGCAGUUUAUCUUGCCUGUGGCUUGUAUGCGUUUGAUUUAAAAAAAAACACGAGAGAUGUUAGCAUCUUUUUUAAGUGUGGUGAAAUGUUCUAAGACGCACACUCAGUCCUCUCGUCUGUCAGAACUAUUUAACUGCAAGAACUGUUUGCCUGUAACUACCUUCCCUCUGAGUUUACGUUUUACCGGUGCUGUUGGUGACCGUGACGCAGGUGAUGCAUUAUGUAGUCAAUGUAAGUCAGGAACGCCCGAGUCUGAUUUUGCCAAGUUCCGAAAUCACGCACCCAUUUACUGGAUCAUAAAAUGACCUUAUGA